CCACCACCCCUUUCCACAUCCGGUAGGGCCUGGUGAGGUCAAGGAGCCCUGUAAGUCACUUCUGGGCGACUGAUGUUUUUAUUUCCGGUCUAUGGGACCUGGCUGGGAUUUGCUGCUGCCUGUAGCCGCCGGAGACACUACCAGCGCCAUCAUGUCAGACACGGACAGCGAUGAAGAUUCUGCUGGAGGCGGCCCAUUUUCUCUAACCGGUUUCCUUUUUGGCAACAUCAAUGGAGCCGGGCAGCUGGAGGGGGAAAGCGUCUUGGACGAUGAGUGUAAGAAGCACUUGGCAGGCUUGGGGGCUUUGGGUCUGGGCAGCCUGAUCACUGAACUCACGGCAAACGAAGAAUUGGCUGGGACCGAUGGUGCCCUGGUAAAUGAUGAAGGAUGGAUCAGGAGUACAGAAGAUGCUGUGGACUAUUCAGACAUCACUGAGGUAGCAGAAGAUGAAAGCCGAAGAUAUCAGCAGACAAUGGGGAGCUUGCAGCCCCUUUGCCACUCAGAUUAUGAUGAAGAUGACUAUGAUGCCGAUUGUGAAGACAUUGAUUGCAAGUUGAUGCCUCCUCCACCUCCACCUCCAGGACCAAUGAAGAAAGAUAAGGACCAGGAUGGUCUUACCGGUGUGUCUGAGGAUGGAGAAGGCAUCAUCUUGCCCUCCAUCAUUGCCCCUUCCUCUUUGGCCUCAGAGAAAGUGGACUUCAGUAGUUCCUCUGACUCAGAAUCUGAGAUGGGACCUCAGGAAGCAUCACAGGCAGAAUCUGAGGAUGGAAAGCUGACCCUACCAUUGGCUGGGAUUAUGCAACACGAUGCCACCAAGCUGUUGCCAAGUGUCACAGAACUUUUCCCGGAAUUUCGGCCUGGGAAGGUAUUACGCUUCCUUCGUCUUUUCGGACCAGGGAAGAAUGUCCCAUCUGUUUGGCGGAGUGCUCGGAGAAAGAGGAAGAAGAAGCACCGUGAGCUGAUACAGGAAGAACAGAUCCAGGAGGUGGAGUGCUCAGUAGAGUCCGAAGUCAACAAGAAGUCUUUAUGGAAUUAUGACUAUGCUCCACCACCACCUCCAGAGCAGUGUCUCUCUGAUGAUGAAAUUACAAUGAUGGCUCCUGUUGAAUCAAAGUUUUCCCAGUCAACUGGAGAUAUAGAUAAAGUGACAGAUACCAAACCAAGAGUGGCUGAGUGGCGUUAUGGGCCUGCUCGACUGUGGUAUGAUAUGCUGGGUGUCCCUGAAGAUGGCAGUGGGUUUGAUUAUGGCUUCAAACUGAGAAAAAUGGACCAUGAGCCUGUGAUAAAAUGUAGAAUGAUGGAGGACUUGAGGAAAUUUGAGGAAAACAAUGGCUCUGACCUACUGGCUGAUGAAAACUUCCUGAUGGUGACACAGCUGCACUGGGAGGAUGAUAUCAUCUGGGAUGGGGAGGAUGUCAAGCACAAAGGAACAAAGCCUCAGCGUGCAAGCCUGGCAGGCUGGCUUCCUUCCAGCAUGACUAGGAAUGCCAUGGCCUACAAUGUUCAGCAAGGUUUUGCAGCCACCCUGGAUGAUGACAAACCUUGGUACUCCAUCUUUCCCAUUGACAACGAGGAGCUGGUAUAUGGACGCUGGGAGGACAAUAUCAUUUGGGAUGCUCAGGCCAUGCCCAGGCUGUUGGAGCCUCCUGUUUUGACACUUGAUCCCAAUGAUGAGAACCUUAUUUUGGAAAUUCCUGAUGAAAAGGAAGAGGCCACUUCUAACUCCCCCUCCAAGGAAAAUAAGAAAGAAUCAUCUCUGAAGAAGAGCCGAAUUCUCUUAGGGAAAACAGGGGUCAUCAAGGAGGAACCACAGCAGAACAUGUCUCAGCCAGAAGUGAAAGAUCCAUGGAAUCUCUCCAAUGAUGAAUAUUACUACCCCAAGCAACAGGGUCUUCGAGGCACCUUUGGAGGAAAUAUUAUCCAGCACUCAAUUCCUGCAGUGGAAUUACGACAGCCCUUCUUUCCUACCCAUAUGGGGCCCAUCAAACUUCGGCAGUUCCAUCGUCCACCCCUGAAGAAAUAUUCCUUCGGGGCACUCUCUCAGCCAGGUCCCCACUCAGUCCAGCCCUUGCUGAAGCACAUCAAAAAGAAGGCUAAGAUGAGAGAACAAGAGAGACAAGCUUCUGGUGGUGGAGAGAUGUUUUUUAUGCGCACACCUCAGGACCUCACAGGCAAAGAUGGAGAUCUUAUUCUUGCAGAAUACAGUGAGGAAAAUGGACCAUUAAUGAUGCAGGUUGGCAUGGCAACCAAGAUAAAAAACUAUUAUAAGCGGAAACCUGGAAAAGAUCCUGGGGCCCCAGAUUGUAAAUAUGGAGAAACUGUUUACUGUCAUACAUCUCCUUUCCUAGGCUCUCUUCAUCCUGGUCAAUUACUGCAGGCAUUUGAGAACAAUCUCUUUCGUGCCCCAAUUUAUCUUCAUAAGAUGCCAGAAACUGACUUCCUUAUUAUUCGGACAAGACAAGGUUACUACAUUCGGGAGUUAGUGGAUAUUUUUGUGGUCGGCCAGCAAUGCCCCUUGUUUGAAGUUCCUGGGCCCAACUCCAAAAGAGCUAAUACACAUAUUCGAGACUUUCUCCAGGUUUUUAUUUACCGCCUCUUCUGGAAGAGUAAAGAUCGGCCAAGGCGGAUCCGAAUGGAAGAUAUAAAAAAAGCCUUUCCUUCUCACUCAGAAAGUAGCAUCCGCAAGAGGCUAAAGCUCUGCGCUGACUUCAAACGCACAGGGAUGGACUCAAACUGGUGGGUGCUAAAGUCAGAUUUUCGUUUACCAACUGAAGAGGAGAUCAGAGCUAUGGUGUCUCCAGAGCAGUGCUGUGCUUAUUAUAGCAUGAUAGCUGCAGAGCAGCGACUAAAGGAUGCUGGCUAUGGUGAGAAGUCCUUUUUUGCUCCAGAAGAAGAAAAUGAGGAAGAUUUCCAGAUGAAGAUUGAUGAUGAAGUUCGCACUGCUCCUUGGAAUACCACAAGGGCUUUCAUUGCUGCCAUGAAGGGCAAGUGUCUCUUGGAGGUGACUGGGGUGGCAGAUCCCACAGGGUGUGGUGAAGGAUUCUCCUAUGUCAAGAUUCCAAACAAACCAACACAGCAGAAGGAUGAUAAGGAGCCUCAGCCAGUGAAGAAGACAGUGACAGGAACAGAUGCAGAUCUCCGUCGCCUCUCACUGAAAAAUGCCAAGCAGCUCCUACGUAAAUUUGGUGUGCCUGAGGAAGAGAUUAAAAAGCUGUCCCGCUGGGAAGUGAUUGAUGUGGUACGCACAAUGUCAACAGAGCAAGCCCGCUCUGGAGAGGGGCCCAUGAGUAAAUUUGCCCGUGGAUCAAGGUUUUCUGUGGCUGAGCAUCAAGAGCGUUACAAAGAGGAAUGUCAGCGCAUCUUUGAUCUACAGAACAAGGUUUUGUCAUCAACUGAAAUAUUGUCAACUGACACAGACAGCAGCUCAGCCGAAGACAGUGACUUUGAAGAAAUGGGAAAGAACAUUGAGAACAUGUUGCAGAAUAAGAAAACCAGCUCUCAGCUGUCACGUGAACGAGAGGAGCAGGAGCGGAAGGAACUGCAGCGGAUGCUACUGGCAGCAGGUUCUGCAGCAUCAGGAAACAAUCACAGAGAUGAUGAUACAGCUUCUGUGACCAGCCUUAACUCUUCUGCCACUGGCCGUUGUCUCAAAAUUUAUCGCACAUUUCGAGAUGAAGAAGGGAAAGAGUAUGUUCGCUGUGAGACAGUCCGAAAGCCUGCUGUCAUUGAUGCCUAUGUGCGCAUACGGACCACAAAAGAUGAGGAAUUCAUUCGAAAGUUUGCCCUUUUUGAUGAACAGCAUCGAGAAGAGAUGCGAAAGGAACGGCGGAGGAUUCAAGAGCAACUUAGGCGGCUCAAGCGGAAUCAGGAAAAGGAGAAGCUUAAGGGUCCCCCUGAGAAGAAGCCUAAAAAAAUGAAGGAGCGUCCUGAUCUAAAACUGAAAUGUGGAGCUUGUGGUGCCAUUGGGCACAUGAGGACAAACAAGUUCUGCCCCCUCUACUAUCAAACAAAUGCUCCACCUUCCAACCCUGUUGCCAUGACAGAGGAGCAGGAGGAGGAGUUGGAAAAGACAGUCAUUCAUAAUGAUAAUGAAGAACUUAUCAAGGUUGAAGGGACCAAGAUCGUCCUGGGAAAACAGCUAAUUGAGAGUGCAGAUGAGGUUCGAAGAAAAUCUCUGGUUCUCAAGUUCCCUAAACAGCAACUUCCUCCCAAGAAGAAACGGCGAGUUGGAACCACUGUUCACUGUGACUACUUAAAUAGACCUCAUAAAUCCAUCCACCGGCGCCGGACAGACCCAAUGGUGACAUUGUCCUCCAUCUUGGAGUCUAUCAUCAAUGACAUGAGAGAUCUUCCAAAUACCUACCCUUUCCACACUCCAGUCAAUGCAAAGGUUGUAAAGGACUACUACAAAAUCAUCACUCGACCAAUGGACUUACAAACACUCCGUGAAAAUGUGCGCAAACGCCUUUACCCAUCUCGGGAAGAGUUCAGAGAACAUUUGGAGCUCAUUGUGAAAAAUAGUGCAACCUAUAAUGGUCCGAAGCACUCAUUGACCCAGAUCUCUCAAUCUAUGCUGGAUCUCUGUGAUGAAAAACUCAAAGAGAAAGAAGAUAAAUUGGCUCGUUUAGAGAAAGCUAUCAACCCCUUGCUGGAUGAUGAUGACCAAGUAGCAUUUUCUUUCAUUCUGGACAACAUUGUCACCCAGAAAAUGAUGGCAGUUCCAGAUUCUUGGCCAUUUCAUCACCCAGUUAAUAAGAAGUUUGUUCCAGAUUAUUACAAAGUGAUUAUCAGUCCAAUGGAUUUAGAGACUAUACGUAAGAAUAUCUCCAAGCACAAGUACCAGAGUCGGGAGAGCUUUCUGGAUGAUGUCAACCUUAUUCUGGCCAACAGUGUUAAGUAUAAUGGGCCUGAAAGUCAGUAUACUAAGACUGCUCAGGAGAUUGUAAAUGUCUGUUACCAGACAUUGACUGAGUAUGAUGAACAUUUGACUCAACUUGAGAAGGAUAUUUGUACAGCUAAGGAAGCGGCUUUGGAGGAAGCAGAAUUAGAAAGCUUGGACCCAAUGACCCCAGGGCCUUAUACACCUCAGGCUAAGCCUCCUGAUUUGUAUGACACCAACACAUCCCUCAGUAUGUCCCGAGAUGCCUCUGUAUUUCAAGAUGAGAGCAAUAUGUCUGUCCUGGAUAUUCCCACUGCCACUCCAGAAAAGCAGGUGACACAGAUGCGCCAGGGCCGAGGUAGGCUGGGCGAGGAAGACUCUGAUGUAGAUAUUGAAGGGUAUGAUGAUGAGGAGGAGGAUGGGAAACCUAAGACUCCAGCCCCAGAAGGUGAAGAUGCAGAUGGUGAUCUUGCAGAUGAAGAGGAAGGAAGUAUGCAACAGCCUCAAGCCAGUGUCCUGUAUGAGGAUUUGCUUAUGUCUGAAGGAGAAGAUGAUGAAGAAGAUGCUGGGAGUGAUGAAGAAGGAGACAAUCCUUUCUCUGCUAUCCAACUGAGUGAAAGUGGAAGUGACUCUGAUGUUGGAUCUAGUGGGAUAAGACCCAAACAGCCCCGCAUGCUUCAGGAAAACACAAGGAUGGGCAUGGAAAAUGAAGAAAGCAUGAUGUCCUAUGAGGGAGAUGGUGGGGAGGCUUCUCAUGGUUUGGAGGAUAGCAAUAUGAGUUAUGGGAGCUAUGAGGAGCCUGAUCCCAAGUCGAACACCCAAGAUACAAGCUUCAGCAGCAUCGGUGGGUAUGAGGUAUCAGAGGAAGAAGAAGAUGAGGAGGAAGAGCAGCGCUCUGGGCCAAGUGUACUAAGCCAGGUCCACCUGUCAGAGGAUGAGGAGGACAGUGAGGAUUUCCACUCCAUUGCUGGGGACAGUGAUUUGGACUCUGAUGAAUGAGGCUUCCUUUGGGCCUCCUUGGUCAGCCUUCCCUGUUCUCCAGCCUGGGUGGCUCACCUUCCUUAAUGUGUUCAUAAUUGUGUAGUGUCAGAUCCUGAAAUCACCAGAUUGACUAAUACCUUAGCCUUUAAGAAAGAAUAAAUAAAGGAUAAUAAAUCAUCUCUUCUGACCUUCCUGGGGCAGUGUCACACCUUGAUUUAAAGCCAAGUAACCCCUUUUCCCCUACCACUAACAGAAAGAAAGCAGUCUGCUCCUUCUCCAGUGCCCUCCUUUAGCUCCACUUGCCACUCAUGUUAUCACUUUUCCCUUGGGAAGGAGGAGAAAUUGUGAAAGGACUAAAACUUUCUGUCCCCUUGGUGUAUUAGACCUUUCCCAAGCAUGAUAUCAUCUCAGUUUUCUAAUUUGCAGGCUGGAACUGGUGACCACCUCCUUAUUGAGACAGAGAAUUGAGUACUGGUCGACUCUGUGCCCCAGUAAACACAUAAACCUAUUGGACAACCUCCCUGUUACUUUAUUAUUCAAUUAUACAAUGCCUUAUUCCUAAAUGGAUUUGAGGCAAAUGACUAUAAAUCUUUGAAACCGCCUGUAUGUCAGAAAUGAUGUGUUGCCAUGUGAAAUGUGUUCUGUGGUAAGUGCCUUAGGGCAAAGACUGUGUGUCUUCUGUUUCUUUUCAUGCUCAGGAUAUGGUUCUGUGCACAGUGGGUACUCAGUAAAUGUUUGUAGAAUCAGAACAUCCUCGAAAGACGCGUCUUUGAGCAUCUGCCCCGUGAUAAGCACUGUAUCAGAUCCUUGGGAUGCAAAGGUAAAUAAGACACACUGCUUUUGCCCAAAGAGCUCACCCACAGGUUGGGAGAGGGGGAGUGGAAUUCAAAACUUGUUUCUUAAAUCAUUGCAGUGGUGCGGUGAGAUAAGUGCAAUGAAGAAUCUAGAUAAAAGGAGAGGGGAAAACAGAGGAAUGACCAUGUCAGAAAAAGUCAGGGAAGUCUUCCUAGAGGUAAUUGAUAAGCUUACUGUUAAAGAGUGAAUAGGAACUUGCCAGAUAGAAAAGUCCAGGCAGAGUGUAACGUAAGUGAAAAGGCCGAUAGCAGAGCAUGUUCCUGGUCAGUUGGUUGGUUUGUGCCUGCCUUGUUUCAGAAAGGAUUGGAAGGAGUUUAUGCUCUAGUCAUUUAAUGCUGGAAAGGCUAGAGAUGAGACUGAAAGACUGGCAGGAAACACAUCCUCGAUGACAACAGGUGUGAACUGUAUAUUUCAGGAAAUGAGCACUAGUGGAUUGAUUUCAUCAUAUUUGUGUUCUAGAAGUUUUCUGUAUGUUGAUUGUGAAAGAAAUUGAAGAAUCUAUGUGUAACAGAAAAGUUUGACCCCACUUUUGUAAGACAAAACCACGGGUGUAUAUCUAUAUGUGUGUGUGUAUACUUGUAUAUGCAAGGGAAAGGGUCUGAAAGGAUAUACACUAAACUGUUCACAGAGAUAACCUCUGAGGAAUGGGAUCAGAGAGGAGGUGGCUAUAUGGUUGUAUGUGUACUGGGAACGUACUGUGCUUUUGUUUCUGUAUCGUUUGAAUUUUUUUACAAGUAUGUACUAUUUUUGUAAUAAAAAAUUUAAAAACCCA
Messenger RNA from Canis lupus familiaris (dog), 7487 nucleotides. RefSeq names its product TATA-box binding protein associated factor 1 (gene TAF1). The record is from RefSeq and is a predicted model, not a curated record. Gene Ontology annotation, biological process: DNA-templated transcription initiation; RNA polymerase II preinitiation complex assembly; transcription by RNA polymerase II. Gene Ontology annotation, molecular function: RNA polymerase II general transcription initiation factor binding; RNA polymerase II general transcription initiation factor activity; histone acetyltransferase activity. NCBI's taxonomy places the organism in Eukaryota, Metazoa, Chordata, Mammalia, Carnivora, Canidae. The transcript has 40 exons. The coding region runs from base 92 to 5878 and encodes 1928 amino acids. Gene Ontology annotation, cellular component: transcription factor TFIID complex.